This is a messenger RNA of Terrapene triunguis (Three-toed box turtle), 3566 nucleotides long. Its product is annotated as zinc finger MYM-type protein 1-like. Lineage: Eukaryota; Metazoa; Chordata; Testudines; Emydidae. The coding region runs from base 1882 to 3168 and encodes 428 amino acids. The transcript is spliced from 2 exons. The record is from RefSeq and is a predicted model, not a curated record.
GCGAUGCCGCUGUGCCCGGGAAGCUCAGUAGCAGACAGCCCUCCAGCCUCCUCGGAACCCGCAUGGCGCAGAUAAAAGCCCCGCGCGGUGGGGGGAGGCGCGUGGCAUGUCCCGGUGUCUGCGGCUCUGAGCUUCCCGCAGUUACAAACGGCUGUGGGACGGUGUGGGGAGGGCUAGCGGUGCAGUCCCAGCCCAGGGGAGGUGGUGGAACCCGGCUGGCCAGGCCGAGCCAAAGCCCCCCGCUCCUCCCCAGAGUGGGAUGCUGCAGCAGGGAAAUAGUGCGUGGAAGCCCUUCCUUGCAGGGGGGUGGGGGCCAGAUGUUGCAUGCAAGUCCCACUCCCCUACCCUGAGUUCCUUGUGGGGGUCGGGGGCCAGAUGCUGCAUGCGGGUCCCACUCCCCUACCUUUUUAUUUCUAGUUCUACUCUUGCUGCACACAGCAUUGUUACACAUUACAAUUAAAAUAAUACACUUGUGUUUAUUUACAUUAUUACUAAAAAAAUAUGGAAUGUUUAUAAACACCCCCACUCCCCUGUCUCUGAAAUGGGUUGGGCUUGUUUUAAAAGGCAGUGCCAUUUUUGGGGGGAGGGGGAGUGAGACUUGGCAACGCUCCCCUUCCCUUCUCUUCUCCCGCUCCACUCCCGUCAGGAUCCAAGCCCCGGCUGCAGCCCUAUGCAACACUGGGGGGGACGACACCUCCUUUGCCUCCCUGGCCCCUCUGCUCCCCCAGCUGCCUUGCUGUGCCCCCUCAAUCCCUUGCUUUGCUCCUCUUUCUCCCUCAUUCCUUGCCUCCCCUCACUGGGUCCCUCUGCUCCCUGGCACCAUUUGGGGGGCACUUGCCCUCCCCAUUUUCCUUCCACAUUGUAAUUUGACAAACCGUACACCUAUCUAAAAUGUGAGGUUUGUGCCAUCAUGUUUAUUUUGCCUCUUUUCCCAGCCUGUUCCUACAAAUCCUGCAAUCCACAACCACCUCCUUCACUUCAGCAGGAAGUUUCUCAGCUCACGGUGCCAGUUCUUACGUCGAAACAGUCCCGUGUCUACACUGGAGGGUGGAAGAAUUCCCCUUUUCUGACGUGGUUUUCCCUUCUCUCUGGAAAAACAACCUUUCUACGGCCAUAGAUAUCUUGCUGCACAAAGAGGAACAACCAGUACAGCCUAAGAUGGAUACCCUUCUACAAAUGGUUGACGUUUCAACUGUGGUUGGUUUUCUUUGUACCCCUCCAUUGUAGAGGAGUCUGUUUUUUGCUUUCCAUGCCGUCACUUUGCUUCUCAAACCACAAUUGGACCAGGAGAACAAUUCAACAACAGAAGAUUCAUUGAGUGUGGCUUUAAGAAACGGAAAGAUUUUCAUAGUUUGUUAAAACAACAUUCACUCAGUUCCAGGCAUCAAGCAGCUUUCAUUUCGUGGUAAAACUACUUGACAAUUAGGAUCAGCAGUUUGAAAAGUGUCGCAGAUCAAUUUGUUUCCAGUCAUCAGGCUGUCAUAGCUGAAAAUUGCCAGCAUAUUGAAACACUCUUACAGGUCUCCAUGCUCUGUGCAAAACAGGGUAUUGCUUUUUGGGGGCAUGAUGAAACACACAACUCUAGCAAUAAAGAAAAUUUCAUUGAAAUGCUUGAGCUGGUUGCUUCUGGUCAGCCCCAGCCUUUUGAAUCAACUAAGAAGCACGUAUGGACACGAUACCUCUCACCAGUACCAGAACGACUUGAUACAUUCUGCUGCAGCAGUCCUGAGAGAAAGCGCUGCUGAAGAGGUCAGACAAGCCAAGUAUUUUUCUGUCCGUGUUGAUGAAACUAAAGAUGCAUCAAGAAAAGAACAGCUGUGUCUCCUUUUACGCUGCCAUUGAAAAGGAAUCAUUCAGGAAAGAUCUGUGGGUUGCUUCCACAUGGAAAAUCUAAAUGCUGAAUUUGUUUCAAAAAGGAUUAUUGAAGAGCUACAGCAUUUGAAGCUUGAUAUUAAUUACAUCGUUGCCCAGUGCUUUGAUACAGCUUCUCUGCUGAGUGGGCAUUUAACAGAUGUACAAGCUCGCACUCAGGAAAGGAUUACACAUGCCAUUUAUGUGCACUGCCAUGCUCACAGGCUUAAUCUUGUCAUUGCAGGCACAUGUUCCAGCAUCACCCAAUGUCAGGAAGUCUUUGCGUUUGCUCAGGACCUGUACAUCUUUAGCAGUAGUUGCAGGCACCAUGAACUGUUUGUUAAGGCACAGCAAGAGCUAGGCCAGAAGGUGCUUGAGCUAGGUAGAUUAUGUGAAACUCGCUCGUGCUGGUUUGACUCCCUCCAAAAACUGCAUGCAAGAUGGAAACACUUGGGAGCCAUUUCAGUUCAGAGAGCUGAUGGCCCAUCGGCUAGCACUGGCGAGGGUUUGAUGGCAAGGCUAAAGUGCUAUUCCUUUCUGUUGAGGCUCUUGGUUUCGGGAAGAAUAUUCAAGAUUUUUAAUAAUAUUUCAGAAUUACAAAAUGAAAACCUGAAUUUAUCUAAUGCCAUGGAAUUAGUAGCAAUCAAUGUUGCUGCUCUUCAAGAAAUGAGAACAUCUGAAAGCAAAUGGAAGGAGCUAUGUGAUGAAGCUGAAAUCAUUGCCAAGGAAUUUGAAAUUGCUAUUCCGGGUCAGGCAGUCGCAACUGCUGAGCACAGCAAUACAAAAACGGCAAUAAGACCUAAAAAAAUAACCUCCAAGCUGGCCUUGUUUUUUGUUUUUAGUACACUGGGUCAGUCAUCUCCACAUGAUGUUCCCAAGAGCACGCAUGAAUCUAUAAAAUCUGAUUUUUACUAUCCUGUUUUGGACAGUAUUCUGGCAGAGCUCAAUAGACGAUGCACCUUCAACUCCAGUUUGCUUUCUGUACUAACUGCGUGUGACCCAAAGAGUGAAAAUUUUCUUGCAUAUGAGAAACUGAAAAUAAUUGCAGAUCACUAUGGAUCAACAGGCACCGAUUUUGACAGUCUGGAUGCAGAAGUCGAAGUUGCUGAGAAGCACAUUGCACCAAAAAAUGGACUUCAAUUUCUGAAUUCUGGAUGUUCUCAUGGACUUAGCAAGGGCUUUCCAGUCUUUGCUGUCUAUUGUAGAUAUUGUGUUGAGCCUUCUAGUGUCUACAGCAUCAAAUGGAGAGGUAUUUCUCUGUGCUCAGAGAGUAAAGAACUACUUAGAAUCCACAGUGGGAGACAAGCGCUUAGGUGACGUGGUAAUUUUAGCCUGUGAACGUGAAGCUUCAGAACACCCGGAUAUCAACAAGGCCAUUGACCAUUUUGCCAAGAUGAGAAGACGGCAUUAUCUAUUGUGUUAGCUCCUAUCUGGAGUGUUUUGUUUUCAAUAAUUUAUUUACCUGUAAAGAAAUUAACUGUCUCAUUCAUCUCUUCACAAAUUGGAAUAUAAGACAUUUAAAAACCAACAAUUGCAGGUGUAAGCAGAUUUUAUUUUUAUUCAUUUAUCUCUACUAAAGAGAGUGUACAAAGUAUCAAACUUGUUUCUGAUAUCUGUGUUAAGGCUCCAAAACUGAUACCUCAGAGUGUGGGAUUGGGAAUAUCUUGCUGUAUUAUGUCCCUAUUGCUCUAAAUUUACAUAUAUAUUUAAAAUAU